AUGGGCCGUAUUCAAUAUGGUGUUUUAGCGACUGUUUAAGGGUUACGCGCGUACAAAUUUCUUGAUCGCCCGAUCAUCGCCUGUCUAAAGUUAUACGCCAAUUCAGAAUAAGCUAUUAUCCAACAUGCGGUUAGCCGACGUCUAAGCAACAAAAGAAAAUUUAAUCGCCGGGCUGGGCAUGUUUAUGUCCGCGUUUAGGUGGAACGCAAGUACAUGCAGCACAGGUUUAGACAUCAUGGAGGCGGUUUUACAAAUUCUUGAGUUUGCACAAGAGGAGGAGGAGGAGGAGGUACUGUUGGGCCGUCCUCGUGUCGAAAGAGUAUUUGAGGUCCGAGUGGAUGCGCUCCGAAAGUAUAGCGACAGUAAAUUUAUCCGCAGAUUCCGGGUUUCCAAGGACACAUUUCGUUGGCUAGUAGAUUUCUUAGCCCCGGAUUUGAUGCCACUAAAGGAGAGUAAUCAUGCUCUGAACCCGGAGCAGCAGGUGCUGGUUGCCAUGCGCUUUUAUGCCAGGGCAUCAUUCCAAAUGGACAUUGGUGAUAUGUGUGGCGUAUCCCAGGCAACUGUCUGCAGGGUGGUUCAUCGCGUUUCCUCUGCUAUUUGUGCCAGACGUCAGCAAUUCAUUCACUUUCCAACCACACCGGAAGAAAGGAGAACUAUUGCCGAAGGCUUCUAUGAGAUUGCCCAAUUCCCUGGGGUCGUUGGUGCUAUAGACGGUUCCCAUGUUGCUAUAGUUAAUCCUGGUGGGGAGCGUGCGGCCCAUUUUAUCAAUCGUAAAGGUUGGUAUAGUAUCAACUGCCAGGGUGUUGUGGACCAUCAACUUCUUUUCACUAACAUUGUUGCCAGAUGGUACGGUUCGGCACAUGACUCGCGGAUAUUUCAAGAAUCACAACUAUUCCGUAAAUUUCAAGCAGGGGAAUACAGAGGCAUUUUGCUAGGGGAUCCGGCCUACACUUGCAGCACGUUCAUGCUUACCCCGGUUCGCAACCCAACAACACCAGAGGAGAACCGUUACAACAAUGCCCAACGACGUACCCGGGGAGUGGUUGAACGAGCAUUCGGGAUUUGGAAAAAGAGAUUUCCCUGCGUCUCCAAGGGAAUGCAUCUGAGGUGUUCAUUGGAUCACAACAUGGCAAUAAUAGUUGCGACCACCUGCUUACAUAAUCUCGCCACACGAAUGAAUGAUCCUGUACCGGAGCCAGAAGCUGACCUUCCUCGACGUGAAAUCGGUGAACCAGAACGACCCAUCAACCCGGCUGAAGUAAAUUUCAGAGGAAACUUAUUCCGACAACGAUUCAUCAUGCAGCAUUUUAAUCAAUAAGACAAGGCUUCGGUCGUCUUCUGUAAUGCUGAACUUGUCGGCUGUCUCGGAGCGACGGCUCUCUGCUGAUGUGUGGCAACGAGUGUCUGCUGACGUGAACUGGUGU
Lineus longissimus is the source of this 1424-nucleotide messenger RNA. RefSeq names its product putative nuclease HARBI1. The transcript is spliced from 3 exons. The record is from RefSeq and is a predicted model, not a curated record. NCBI's taxonomy places the organism in Eukaryota, Metazoa, Nemertea, Pilidiophora, Heteronemertea, Lineidae. Bases 179 to 1318 code for a protein of 379 amino acids.